AUGGCGGAGGAGGUGCAUCUAGGUCUGCCAGGUCCCUGGGCGGCGGAUUACCGGGAGAAGGCCGACCACUACACCACUAAGAUUGGUGGAGUUCCUGAUUGGCCAACUGUUGAUAUGGGCAUUAAGCCCGAGACUCUUCAGUGCAGCUUAUGUGGGACCAAGCUUUGUCUUGUUGCUCAGGUACAUGCACCCGUGGCAAAGCUAAACAUUGAGGAGAGGAUAAUCUAUGUGCUUGUUUGCUCGACACCACAAUGUGGACCUAAACCUCAAAGUUGGAAGGUCCUAAGAGUUCAAAAAUGCCGUAAUGUUAUGCAAACAGAAGGUGGUGGCGAUGAAUUAGGCCAAUCGAAUGGACCUCCUUCUACAAGUGUUCCAGAAGAACAAAAUGAUAAAAAUAAAAUUCCUGAGAUUGACGAUGACGAUUUUGAUCUAGAUGCCUUAGCCGAAGCUCUUGAGCAAGCUGCAACUUUGGCAUCUAACUCAAAGAAGAAGAAUAAAUCGAAGCAUGCUAAUGCUCCUGUAAAAUGUCCUGUAUUGAAGGAGCAAGCAUGUGAUCCGAGCAUACCAGUUCUUCCUUGUUUUUACAUAUAUUAUGAUAAGGAACUAUUUGGGGGCAAAGGCACUGUGGGUUCAAGUAGCAGUGAGUUGGUUUUGGACAAAGAAAUCAUGGAUACCGCAAAUGAUGAAGAAGAAAAAUGGGAAGGAGAAAAGUAUGAGUACGAUAAAGCUAUUGGUGCUGACAGAACUUUUUUAAAAUUCAAGAAACGGUUGGAUGCAUAUCCCCAGCAAUGCUUUAGGUAUUCUUAUGGUGGCAAACCACUGAUGGCUACGACAAAAUUACAAGAUCCUGGCACCUGUAGGCUGUGUGGUUCACCACGGCAUUAUGAACUGCAAUUGAUGUCUCCUUUAUCAUACUUUCUCCAUGAAGCUGGAGACGGUUCCUCAAAUUAUGCACCCAGCAGCUGGACUUGGCUGACUGUUAUCAUAUACACUUGCUCCAAGAACUGCUGCCUGUCCUCAUGCGGUGGAAAUCCUCAGAGUUGUUGCUGGGGAGUAGCGGAGGAGGAGAUCCUGAUCCAGGAGGAUGAAGUCCGUUAG
Miscanthus lutarioriparius is the source of this 1098-nucleotide messenger RNA. Lineage: Eukaryota; Viridiplantae; Streptophyta; Magnoliopsida; Poales; Poaceae. The record is from the annotation of a GenBank genome assembly.